Messenger RNA from Zonotrichia leucophrys gambelii, 2401 nucleotides. It is a transcript of the gene SLC16A8, whose product is annotated as solute carrier family 16 member 8. Gene Ontology annotation, biological process: monocarboxylic acid transport; transmembrane transport. Gene Ontology annotation, molecular function: monocarboxylic acid transmembrane transporter activity. Gene Ontology annotation, cellular component: plasma membrane. The coding region runs from base 431 to 2065 and encodes 544 amino acids. The record is from RefSeq and is a predicted model, not a curated record. NCBI's taxonomy places the organism in Eukaryota, Metazoa, Chordata, Aves, Passeriformes, Passerellidae. The transcript has 5 exons.
UGGAGCCAUAAGCAGCUCCUGACCCACAUCCACACUGGGGGUGCCGUGGGACACUGCUGGCACCCACAGGAGGCAGGGGAGUGCCCCACACAGGGUGUGCCCCCAGAUCUGCCACAGACAGCUCUGCUGGGCACCACUGGAACUGGAGGGAAGCAGGCUGAGAGGGGGAUUAGCUGUCUUGUGAGGACGUAGCUGCUCCAAAGGAAGGAGCAGAGCACAAGAGACUGCUCGACAGGUGCUAGAUUCCUGCAGGCAUUGUCCUGUGCCCACCAUGGAGAAAAGAUCCAGCAGGACCUUCUAACCAGGCACCCUCACCCAGAGCCGGGAAGUGCCAGCCAGUGGGAGAAGGAAGCGCUGCUGAGGGAUCUGCUCAACCCUCGGGGGCUCAGCUUGUGCUCGGAGGCCAUCGCUGCGUUGCACAGGUUAGAAGAUGGGGAGACCUGACCCAGAAGAAGGGCAGCUGCCGGCUCCUGUGAAGCCCCCGGAUGGUGGCUGGGGCUGGAUCGUGCUCCUUGGCUGCUUUGUGAUCACCGGCUUCUCCUAUGCCUUCCCCAAAGCCGUCAGUGUCUACUUCAAGGAGCUCAUGAAAGAUUUCCACGUGGGCUACAGUGACACGGCCUGGAUCUCUUCCAUCAUGCUGGCCAUGCUCUAUGGGACAGGACCAGUGUGCAGCAUCAUGGUGAACCAGUUUGGCUGCCGGCCCGUGAUGCUCAUUGGUGGACUGCUGGCUUCUGCUGGCAUGAUCCUGGCAUCUUUUACCACCAACAUCAUUGAGCUUUAUCUGACAGCUGGCGUGCUGACAGGUCUGGGUAUGGCACUGAACUUCCAGCCCUCACUGAUCAUGCUGGGCACCUACUUUGACAAGCGCCGGCCUCUGGCCAAUGGACUGGCUGCUGCUGGGAGCCCUGUCUUCCUCUCCUCCCUCUCUCCUCUGGGGCAAGUCCUCCUGGAGAAGUUUGGCUGGCGAGGAGGGUUCCUUAUCAUGGGGGGCCUUCUGCUUAACUGCUGCACUUGUGGGGCAGUCAUGAGACCCCUGGAUAUGGGCAUGAAGAAGAAGAUGGGGAAAGCUCAGGACAAAUAUGAAGCCAAGGAGAUGCUGCCCAUAGGAGGGAAGUCAGAGGAGGGAAUCAGCACCACAGAUGGAACCAAGAAAGGCAAGAAAGUCAAGAAGAAGCCCAAGAAAGGAAAGAAGCUUCUGGAUUUUAGUAUCUUCUCCAACCGAGGGUUUAUCAUUUACACCAUUUCAAAGUUCAUCCUGGUCCUGGGUCUCUUCGUGCCCCCCAUACUGCUGGUCAACUAUGCCAAGGACACAGGCGUCCCGGACACCGAGGCCGCGUUCUUGCUCUCCAUCAUCGGCUUCAUAGACAUCUUUGCCCGCCCAGCCUGUGGCAUGGUGGCAGGGCUGAAGUGGGUCCGCCCUCACGUGGCCUAUCUGUUCAGCUUCUCCAUGCUCUUCAACGGCUUGACAGACAUCUGCAGCGCCAGGGCCAGCAACUACACGGGGCUGGUCAUCUUCUGCGUCUUCUUUGGCAUCUCCUACGGCAUGGUGGGGGCACUGCAGUUCGAGGUGCUGAUGGCCAUCGUCGGCUCCCAGAAGUUCUCCAGCGCCAUCGGGCUGGUCCUGCUCAUCGAGGCUUUCGCCGUGCUCAUUGGCCCACCCUCUGCAGGCCGCCUGGUCGAUGCUCUCAAGAACUAUGAGGUGAUCUUCUACCUGGCGGGCUCAGAGGUCGUGCUCUCCGCCCUCUUCCUGGGUGUGGCCAGCUACUGCUGCCUGAACCGAGGGAAGAAGGAGCCUCCCCCCGAGAACAACCCCACUGCGGGAGCGGGAGCGGGGAGCGACACCGAGGAAGCGGAGUCCGACGUGCAGGAAGCCGAGGAGCACAGCAGCGACAACCACCAGCCGGCCCACAGCACCGACAACGCCGUGGUGGUGGCCAGCGAGGAGGCCAACCAUGUGGCAGAGGAGCAGCGAGGGGAGGGAGGCGGCUGUCCCGCAGGGGACGGGGAGGUGCUGGCACGGGACGGCUGCAACGCUGACCAGAUGGUGGAGAGGGACAGUUUCUAGCCCGGGCAGAGAACAGGGAUGUAUAAAACUGGCCUUGGGUGCAAGCACCUCAGCAUGGGAGGGUAGGUGGGAUGCGGGGAGCAGAAAGCUGGGACAAAGGCAGAUGUAAGAAAUAAGAGGGAGAGGUAUAAGAAUAGCUGGUCCCUAUGUACAUAUGUCCACAACCUACCCAGUGAUACGUCUGCUUGCAUCCUGCACCCAUGCUGGUACAACACAGGCUCAGAGCAGCCCAAACACCAAAAAGAAAAAAAUAAUAAUCUUCUUUCCUCACUUUCAAACCAGCCCUGGAGAAAGUCUUCUGAAGAGGCUGCCAAGGACUCUCCUUUUCCUUCUGCA